UCUAAUAAAUCUACACGACUGAACAGUUAACAUACAGGCAGGGCGCCAAGCAAGAGCAAUCCAGCAUCCAUCCAUCCAUCAAUGUUCUCUCAACCACAACUGCUUCCUUCUCGUUCCCUCCACAACUCACCUCAUUCCAAAGGUCAACCCUUUGGAAUCGCAUUUGAUAUUGAUGGAGUUAUUCUUCGCGGCGGCACACCCAUUGGAGGCUCUCGUCAAGCUCUCCAAAGAUUGUACCAGAAUGGUUCUAUGAAGGUCCCUUUUCUGUUCUUGACCAAUGGAGGUGGUGUGCCAGAAUCACAACGAGCAUUAGAGUUGAGUGAACUUUUAGGCGUGAAUAUUAUGCCUUCUCAGCUACUUGCUGAUGUGACCUUUGCUAGUUUCCUUUUGUUUUUACGAUCACAGAUUGUACAAGGUCACUCACUAUUUAGGAAUCUAUUGGGAAGGUAUCAGGAUGAACUCAUUGUCGCUACUGGAAAGGGGGAACCCGCUUUGGUAAUGAGUGAGUAUGGUUUCAAUAAAGUGCUCUCUAUAGAUGAAUACGUAUCAUACUUUAAGGACAUUGAUCCUGUAUCACAAUAUAAGAACUGGACGACUAUGUCCAGAAGUGAUCGGAGCAGCACCCUGACGAAGUUGGCUUCUGUCUGUGAUGUGUACACAGAGAAAGUGAAGGCAGCAUUUAUUGUGAGUGAUCCUGUUGACUGGGGCAGAGAUAUCCAGGUUCUUUGUGAUAUUUUGAGAACUGGAGACCCUUCUGGACAGGAGAAUGGAGUUCAACCAGCCUUAUAUUUUGCAGCUGAUGAUCUUGAAUAUCAGGCUGCAUUUCCAGAUAAACGUCUUGGUGUGGGGGCCUUUAAGAUUGCACUGGAAAGUAUAUUCAACAGAGUUCAUCAUACUCCACUUGAGUGUGUAAUUUAUGGAAAACCUGAGCCUAUUGCUUUCAAGAAUGCAGAAGCCACUUUAAACCAAAUUCAUUGCGAUAUGAAUCAUGAGUCUCUAGACAGUCACUUGAACAGAAAUCAAUCGAAGAAUUACUUCAGUGCUCUUUACAUGGUAGGUGAUAAUCCAUCAGUUGACAUAAAAGGUGCAAGACAGGCUGGAGAUCCUUGGAUAUCUGUUUUGACCCGAACAGGUAUGUUCCACGGUAAAGGAAAUCACCAAGAAUAUCCCGCAGAUCUGGUUGUGGAUACAGUGGAAGAUGCUGUUGAUUUCAUUUUAGAGAAAGAGUUCUCUUCAGGCCAAUCAGGGUGUUCAUCUGGUUAAUGUUAGCAUUACAAAGCUUUUAAGAAGCAUGUACUAGCAACAGACUCAGAGCAUACUACCAUUCUUUUUGAUUCAUAUAGAAAUUAUACCCAAUUUUAGAAUUGUAUCAUCUGUAGUUCUCUCUCUCUACAGCAAGGAUGUGAAAUUCUCCUAUCAAAUCUGUAGGAUUACAGGUGAUUUUAUACGUUUAAAUUUUUGUUAGACUAUUCAAUUUGAUAAAUUGGUUGUAUCUGAUAUUAUUGGUUUUAAAUUCAUUUUCACUGAACACAAGUUUCUCUUAUACAAUAAUACAAUAUGAAGU
Messenger RNA from Chenopodium quinoa (quinoa), 1564 nucleotides. RefSeq lists its product as uncharacterized. Gene Ontology annotation, cellular component: mitochondrion. Gene Ontology annotation, biological process: glycerophospholipid biosynthetic process. NCBI's taxonomy places the organism in Eukaryota, Viridiplantae, Streptophyta, Magnoliopsida, Caryophyllales, Amaranthaceae. The record is from RefSeq and is a predicted model, not a curated record. Bases 82 to 1263 code for a protein of 393 amino acids. The transcript is spliced from 12 exons.